UUUUUGCGCAGUGUAUGAGUGGUUGUGCCGUCCAGCAGGAUGUAGUUUUAGUGAAAAUUAAGUAUUUUAGUGUAAUUUUAGCAACCUUCUCUAUGUGAUAAAUUCGUGCUUGUUCUUCAGAUUUUAGCACUCUUCAAAAUAUAUGUCCCUCUUUUUAUCUCUAGAACGGUCAUUAAAAAAUUGUGGAUUGUUUUUUUGAACCUGAGAUUCUUGAGAAAAUACGGUUCUAGAGGGAAUGAUUAAUAAAUGGUAGUAAUUAAGCUUUUAUGGGAAGGCCAACAGACAUAGAAUAUUAGGAUAUAAUAGAAUAAAUAGAUAUUAAAUAUGGAACAAGAAGAAAAUUCUGAAGUGAAUAUAGAUUCAGGAGAAAUAAGUGAACCCAACAGAACAUCAGUGACUAGGCCAAGUGCAGGAUCAGAUGGAGAUUAUGAUGAUCAACUUGGGGUUCCUGAAUCUAUCACAGUUGUAGAUAUGGGAACUGGACCAGUUGCAAUUGAAUUUUCUGAUGAGGACCCUGAAAUUGAACACAUUGGUGGAUUGCCUUUCAACUCAAUUCAUAACUAUAAAAAAUUCAAAUCCUUCAACAGAGAUGUCUUCAUACCAGGUGUUGAUAUCACAGCUGCUAUCAUAGAUUAUGAGAGAAAUGUGACUUCUCACAUGCUCAAUCCUAAUCUGUAUACAAUAUCUUUAGUCCAUGGGAGUUUUUCUUGGCAAAUCAAGAAAAGGUAUAAACAAAUUCAGUCCUUGCACCAGCAACUAGUAAUAUUUAGAGCAGGCCUAAAUAUUCCAUUUCCAACCAAAACACACCGAAAUAAAAGAAAACGUAUGAAGGAAAGUGGGAAAGUAUCAUCUAAAGGAAAGAGGAAGAGUGCUUUGCCUAGGUUUCCGAAGAAGCCUGAAAUAUUGGUUUCAUAUGACAAGAUAGGAUUCAGAAUGAAGCAGAUUGAAAGUUAUCUGAAUAAUCUGCUAUCUAUAUCAGUAUAUCGAAAUAAUCCGGCCACGAUAGAAUUUUUAGAAGUUUCCCAUUUAUCGUUCAUUGCAGAACUGGGAUUGAAAGGAAAAGAAGGUCUGGUCAAAAAGAAGACCGGAAGCAUUCAUCCUGGUCAGUCAGGUUGUAAUUUUUUUGGUCUAUGUCACAGUAUUUGUUGUAUGAGGAGUCAACAAAUAUGUGCCGACAUUAUAUGCAGUCGUUAUGUGAAUCGUUGGUUUUUCAUCAAAGACACCUUCUUCGGUUAUGUGAAUCCCGAUACUGGUCGUGUGAAUUGUGUCGUCUUGUUCGAUCAAGGACUCGAAGUUGCAGGUGGUUCAUAUUCAAUCGGGUUGCAAAAUGGCUUUCAAAUACAGACUCUCAGUAGACAAAUCACGUUUAAAUGUUGGACGAAGAGAAAAGCGAAAGAGUGGACGGAAAAAUUGAAAGAGGUGGCAGCUACCACUGCUAGAGAAUUUGUCCAACUGAACAAAAAUCAUUCAUUCGCACCAGUUAGACUGAAUGUGGCAGCUUCUUGGUUUGUGGAUGCAGCUUCCUAUAUGUCUGCGGUCGCUGAUGCCAUCGAAAAUGCGAAAGAAGAAGUGUUUAUAACCGACUGGUGGUUAAGUCCCGAAAUAUAUUUGAAAAGGCCGGCUAUAGUUGGGGAUCAUUGGCAGCUGAAAAAAUUAUUAGAAAGGAAGGCGAAAAGCGGAGUCAAAAUCUAUAUCCUGCUCUACAAGGAAGUAGAAAUGGCUCUCGGCCUCAACAGUUACUACAGCAAACAGAAGCUGAUCGAGGCGUCUAGCAAUAUCCAGGUAAUGAGGCAUCCGGACCACGCGAAGGCGGGCGUCCUUCUCUGGGCGCACCACGAGAAGAUGGUGGUCGUGGAUCAGACUUACGCUUUCGUCGGUGGAAUCGAUUUGUGUUACGGUCGAUGGGACGAUGAUAAACACAGAUUAACUGACCUUGGUAGCAUCACUCCCAUGAAAAAUACAGCCAAUAUGAAGCGAAAAACAUCCAGUUCUCCUAUGGGCGAGGCAAUCUACCCCAUUCCCAUCCCCUACUGCAAACUAACACCGAUUCCCGAAAUCAAAGAUUCUCAGCAACCCCAUGAGAAUGGGAAUACUCGCCUUUUGCCCCAACUGGAGCCAGGUGACAACCUUCUCAUGCCUCGCAAACGUUCUGCAAAGGUGAAGAUAAACACUCCUGAAAUCGAUCGAAAGCAUCAUAUUCUUGAGGCUAUCAAAGACAAGGGCAAGGAGUUGAUACAUUUAGUGUAUAACCCGCAUGAGGAUGAUGAAGAUGAUUCGCCGGUACCUGAAACUUCGAAUGCCAAGGAUGCACAAACACCAGAGGAGUUACUCGAUAGUCUCGAUGGUUCUGCUAAGUUCUGGGUGGGAAAAGAUUAUGCUAAUUUUAUCGUGAAAGACUUCAUAAACUUGGAUUCUCCUUUCGAUGAUUUUAUUGAUAGAGCGACUACUCCAAGAAUGCCUUGGCAUGACAUCGGGAUGUGUGUAAUGGGUGAUGGAGCUAGAGAUGUUUCAAGACAUUUUAUACAGAGGUGGAACGCUACAAAACUAGAAAAAGCAAGAAAUAAUGAUUCAUUUUCUUAUUUAAUGCCCAAGAGUUAUAUUAGACAUGAUACUCAUCCUGCAAGUUUUACUCAUGGAACUCAUAAAGUGACAUGUCAGGUCCUUCGAAGCGUGAGUUGUUGGUCUUGUGGAUUUUUCGAGUCGGACACGGUUGAACAAAGUAUUCACGAGGCAUACAUUGACGCAAUAACGAAAGCUCAGCAUUAUAUCUACAUAGAGAAUCAGUUUUUCAUAACUCUAUCCUAUAAUAAUCCGAACACCAGGAAUCAAAUCGGAGAAUCCUUAUACAAGAGGAUAUUACGAGCAUACAAGGCUAAAGAAGUAUUCCGUGUAUUUGUAAUAAUGCCUCUCCUGCCUGCAUUCGAAGGAGAAGUAGGAGCAGCUUCAGGAACAUCACUUCACGCAAUAACUCAUUGGAACUAUGCUUCAAUAUCUCAGGGCAAAGAUGCACUUCUGAUUAGACUGAAAGAAGCUGGUAUAGAAGAUCCCUCAGAAUACAUCACCUUUUAUGGCUUGAGGACCCAUUCGAAAUUGAAUCAGGAACCUAUCACUGAACUGAUUUAUGUUCAUUCUAAACUGAUGAUUGUUGAUGACAAAUUGGUGAUUUGUGGAUCUGCGAAUAUCAAUGAUAGAUCUAUGAUUGGAAAGAGGGACUCUGAAGUUGCAGUGCUGAUAGAGGAUGAAUCUUUCGAUGAUGGAGUGAUGAACAACAAGGCUUUUCCUUGCGGGAAAUUCGCCGGAAGCCUCCGGAAGUACCUUUUCAGAGAACAUCUCGGUAUCCUCGACAACGACACGGAUGUCUUCGACAUGGACAUAACGGAUCCAGUGGCAAAUCAUUUUUACAAGGACGUCUGGUACAAAACUGCCUCUCUGAACACCGAAUUCUACGAGAAGGUUUUCCAUUGCUUGCCGACGGAUAGCGUUAGGAGUUUUUCUGAUUUGAAGAAGAUCCACGAAGAGAAGCCACUGUGGGUGGAUGAGAUCUCGAGGGCUGAGAAAAUGUUGGAGAGUAUACAGGGUCAUCUUGUUCUCUUCCCUCUCAACUUUUUGUGUAAUGAAGAGCUUACUCCUGCUGCAGCUUCGGUCCAUGGUAUGAUGCCUACUUCAUUGUGGACAUGAAAUAACAGUUUGUUUAAUAACCAUUUUCUAACCUCUUUUUAACUUUUCAAGAUAUAUAAAUUUACUUAUACAACUAUAGUUAAAAAUUAUAAAAACACAAUUUUAAUCU
This is a messenger RNA of Phaedon cochleariae (mustard beetle), 3787 nucleotides long. Lineage: Eukaryota; Metazoa; Arthropoda; Insecta; Coleoptera; Chrysomelidae. The record is from the annotation of a GenBank genome assembly.